AGGAGAUAUCACGCGCAGGUUUAACUACAUCCUUUUGCACCGACACGACAGUGUGGGUUCUCUCGCCUUCCUCCUCCCUGCGUUCAUGUAGCGACCAUCAGCAAUGACAAUGGCCAGUGUGUACCUCCUCGACGUGAGUUAUUCCACGUCGCCCUCCCUGCACUCCAGUGGGGACGCACCGCACCCUUCCCACGGUACAUUGCCCCUGUCGUGGUGGUGCGCAGGCGAGCUGGCGCAGUGGAGUUCAACGGUGGCUCUCCAUGACGCGUGGGCCGCGGCGUCGCGGCGGAGCCUCCCUUCUCCAGUUCGUCGUACUGCCACCGCCAACGCCUGUGAUCGCUCAUCCUACAUCUCCUUCAACAGCGAUGAUGAUGGUGGUGAUCACAGUGACGCAUCUUUAGUGGGUAGAGGCGUUGAAGCAGCAUCGACCUCGCCUCUCUACCAUUUCUGCUCCUUUCCGUCUGCGGUGUCCAUUCAAAACAAGUACUUCAGCACCACACUGAGCCUCAUCACCGGCUAUGCGGCACCGGCGUUGAAAUUGUGCUCCCUUCCCACAUCGAUCCAGCACGAUAUCACCGCCGCGCUCGCACAGGCGAUGCACCCCACCUCUUCCGAGGGUGUGCAGCGCAGCUACGGAGGGGUGUUGUUGGUGGAGGUGCGGCAAGACCCUGCAGAGGUGCCGUGGCAUGUGUUGUCGCGCCAUGACGGGUGCCUCUUCCGUGUCGUGAUGGUGUUUCUGGAGGACUUCGACGGUGUGGAGGAGGUCGGACUAACAGCGAUGACAUGCGAGACCGCCGCAGCCGCUCCAUCGUCGCUUCCCGAGGGCCUCAAAGGGGGUCGAAAGGGCGGUGAGAAGAGAAGCGCAGGCGUUGAUGUGCGCAGCCCGUCCGCGGCACAGAGAGAACGUUGGCGGUACUUUGCGGUGGAGAACGGGUAUGAAUGCGUUUUCCACUCCUCCGUUGCAGCUCCCCACGCGGACGCGGCGGCGCUGAUGGAGGUCGUGACGCCGGUGGCGGGACGCCGUGGUCUGCUCGAGACCCCUUUGCACGGCUCCAACCGCCUUUACCAGCUUCUCUGCAACACCCUGUGGCCCGCUGGUGUGCGUCGCAACCGCGGCGAAACAGAAGGGAGCUCGAUGGACACCCAUCAGACGGCACCACAGAAACCGGAUUCGGCUUGCAGGAAUGCGUUUGUUGUUGUAGGCAACAGUGCACACGCGAUGGAGAGUCUUUUCGAAGAGGCCGCAGCGCCAGACCGAGCGCGGACGCGGCGGCAGCAGCGCUUCUUUACGAGGUUUGUCAGGACGCAUGCAGGCGGCGAUGGCGGUGGCGGUGAUACAAAUUUCACCUCCGCAAAACACAGCGCCUCUUCGACAUCCACGGCGACCACGAACAGUCCGGCUUGCGGCCCUCCUGGCACAAGCGAUGGUGCAUCGCACGCUGCACUCGUGCUGGUGAACAAGUAUUACGCCGCGGUGGUGCAGCCGCAGCUGCUGCAGACUGCUUUCUUCAGUGUCUCGAUGCAGGACAUGCUGGAGCGUUACUGGGAGCAGCACUUCACCGUCGACGACUCUCCUCAGCGGUUGUGCGCUGAUGCCCCCGCCAUGGUGCUGUGGCCACCCAGCCCCUCACUGUCCUCCGUCCAUGCGGCCCAACAGGCGGACACGAGUGGAGAUGCGCUGCUGCUGGAUGGACGGAGCGCCUACCCAUCUCUCGAGUCGAUUCUCGAUGCGUUGAGGCGCCGUGGAGCGAGUGAGAUCGUUGUCGUCACCCCCGUGCACGCCGCCUUCUACGCGCCGAGGGGGCAGAGGCAGGCACCUCUUUCGUUGAACGCGUACGAGCUGAACGUGUGUGCAGAACGCACCGUCGAGGUGGUCGACCUCAACGCGCUGCACAAUGCAGCGGACAUCGUUGAAGGCGCACCGCCCACCCCAGUCCUCCUCGACGAAGACGACGUGUGCGCCACGCGCGCCGUGGAUCGACUGGCAGAAAUUCUGCAUUGUGUUCAGUGGGAUCGCAGCUAUCCCCUCUCCUCCGAACGGCCCAACAACACGAGGAAAAGCCCUGCUGCAGGGGGUACGCAGCAAAGAGACUCCUCAUCGAAUUCCUGCUUGCUGCUUGCCUACGGCCUGGACGCUUUUCAAGAAGAAGCGUGGAUGUGCGACGUAGUACACGCGCUGCGGUCGACGCACGGGCCCGGUACCGAGCCGAUAGCGCCGCUGUCGUCCGACAGGCACUACCUCGUGGCCGCCGCACCCUCCAUUGCAACCGCGUUGGAAGCUGCACCGCCUUCAUCGGCCAACACGCACGUACCGUCGUGCGCCAUCACGCUCACCAACGCGUACUUUACAACCCAAGUGCAACUGCAUUUAGUCGGAGGUCUUUGGGCGCACUUCCGCGCUGUCUCGACGGCAGACGCGUGCCUUUCGCACAUCGCACCCCGACCUUCUCUGCGGCCAGAUUGGCAGACGUCCUACGACGGCUACGUCGUUUUGGCAAGCCUGCACGCGUUACACAAGGCAGCGUCCAACGCCUCCAGCGCGCCGCGUGCAUCCGCUGCGACGUCGGCAGAGCUGCACCAUGUGCUUCCUGUCAUGGUGCAGAAAGCGAUGGAGUGGUGGUCGACGCAGCGGACGAGUGACGCAGCGAGGUGUGCGGACGAAUCGGCCGACACGCCGCUGGUGGCGAUUUACGUGCCUGACGUGGCCGUCUCCAACGCACGGGGGACCGCAUUGGUGGACGAAUACCUCCGCGCCAUCGUCAAGGCAGCACACACCAGCGACAGCGAAAACGGAGAGAACGAGGAACAGGAAGAAGACUUCUUUAUGCCAAUUGAAGUCAUCCUUGCUGCUGAGACGUGCAGCAACGUGGCGACGACGACGGAUGCGUGGGACGACACGUCCGUGGACGGGCUGCUGCGUAUUCGAGAGGCCUUUGAUCAGCAGCUGUGGCCGCAUCGUGCACCAGCCCCUCCAAAAAGUGAUAUUUCGGACAUGAAAGCAGCCGCCGUCGCGGGUGGAAAGCUGUCCGGUGGAGCGGAAGGUGUGAAUGCGGAGAACGUAUGCGUCCCUCUACCAACGAGCGCAGCGGCACCAUCGAGAGGAGUUGGCAGCUCCUCUUAUUCUUCAUCAUCUUCUGUUCCCCCUGCACGUGCGGCCACGCGAGACACAAUGUGGAUCGCCCCAGCUGUUGGAUGCACGCUUCCUCCGGGCUUCCUCGUUGAUCCGGAGACGUUGAGAAGCGUUGCCCUUCAAUCGGUCGUCAAGACCACCGCCCCUGCGCAGAGCACGACGCACGGCGCUUUGACGUCAUCGAGGCACGCAGCAACGCCGGCUGAAGCAGCUUCUCCGGGCGCAAUUCACACAGCAAGCACACACGAUGCGGCGACUCUGUCGUCGACCAGCGAUGGAACAGGAACUCGAAACAUUCCACGGCCGCCUCCCCCGCCCCUUCCUCAUUCGGUGACGGAGGAAGAAUUGAUGGCGUGGAUGGAGAAGAUGAAGAGGUACGGCCAUCGUCUGGGCGAGACGCAGCGAAAAGAGCAAGCCGCGACGCUGGCGCUUGCAUUGGAGAACUUGCUUUGA
Messenger RNA from Leptomonas pyrrhocoris, 3583 nucleotides. RefSeq lists its product as hypothetical. The record is from RefSeq and is a predicted model, not a curated record. The coding region runs from base 596 to 3583 and encodes 995 amino acids. The transcript has a single exon. Lineage: Eukaryota; Euglenozoa; Kinetoplastea; Trypanosomatida; Trypanosomatidae.